Messenger RNA from Solanum dulcamara, 819 nucleotides. RefSeq lists its product as uncharacterized. The transcript has a single exon. The coding region runs from base 1 to 819 and encodes 272 amino acids. NCBI's taxonomy places the organism in Eukaryota, Viridiplantae, Streptophyta, Magnoliopsida, Solanales, Solanaceae. The record is from RefSeq and is a predicted model, not a curated record. Gene Ontology annotation, molecular function: RNA-DNA hybrid ribonuclease activity; nucleic acid binding.
AUGUCAGAACCAUGCGAUGGUUGGAGGAUGAUUUUUGAUGGAGCAUCAAAUUCUAAGGGAGUUGCAAUAAGAGUAGUUUUAAAUCCAGAAACAAGUCAAUAUUAUCCAAUUUCAGCCAAGAUUUUGUUUGAUUGUACCAAUAACAUAGCAGAGUAUGAAGCUUCUAUUCUCAGACUUAGAAUGGCCAUAGACAUGAACGUCAAAGAGAUUUUGGUCAUAGGCGAUUCUGACUUAUUAGUUCAUCAGGUGCAAGGAGAAUGGGCUGCUAAGAAUGUGAAGAUCUUUCCUUAUUUGCAUUGCAUAAAGGAGUUGAGUAGGAGAUUCACAAGGAUUGAAUUCAAACAUGUCCCUCGAGCUCAAAAUGAAUUUUCCGAUGCUUUGGCGACAAUAUCCUCAAUGAUUCAGCAUCUAGACAAGAAUUACAUCGACCCUAUUGAAGUAAAAUUAUAUGAUAGACAUGUGUAUUAUUUUCAUAUUGUUGAGGAAGUGGAUGGAAGACCAUGGUACUAUGACAUCAAGAGAUUGAUAGAGGCACAGGAAUACCCCAAAAAUGCUACGAGCAAGCAGAAACCGACUUUAAGAAGAAUGGCCAAUCAUUUCUUUCUUAAUGGAGAAAUCCUAUAUAGGAGGACUACAGAUUUAGGAUUGUUGAGAUGUGUUGACGCCAAGGAAGUGACGAGACUUUUAGAAGAAAUACAUGCAGGAAUAUAUGGACCUUAUAUGAAUGGGUUCACUCUUGCUAAGAAGAUCUUAAGAGCUGGAUAUUUUUGGAUGACCAUGGAGAAAGAUAGCAUUCAAUACGUGCAGAAGUGUCAUUAA